UGGCUACGUGCUAAGCGCUAGUUCCGGUAGCCGCCGCUGCUGCUGCCUGUCAACACCACACCGCUCCAGGACGCUCCUGAGUCCGCCGGGAUUUUAUUUUAUUUUUCCCCCUGUUCGUCUCCACUGCCCUCCGACAUGCCCAUGUACCAGGUAAAGCCCGUCAGCGGCUGUGACGUACAGGUCGAUUUGCCCACCUGCAUGUACAAGUUACCGAAUGUCCACGCGCAGCACGGGAACAGCUGCAGCCCCGAACACGCGCUUCAGAAUGGCGAGGUGGACCCAGCGGUCAAAGCUCUGGAGGCCCGGCAGGAUGAGAUCAUGAGAAAACUGUAUGAGCUGAAAGCAGCGGUGGAGGGCCUGGCUAAAACGGUGACCACCCCAGACGCCGACCUGGACCUGACAGUCAGCAGCAGCCUCUCCUCCCAAGUCUGCAGCUCUAGCACCUUUAAAGGCACCACAGACCUGGACACGCUACUGGGCAAGGACCUCGGUGCUCUCCGUGACAUCGUCAUAAACGCCAACCCGGCGCAGCCUCCCCUGAGCCUGCUGGUGCUCCACAGCCUGCUGAGCCAGCGCUACCGGGUGCUCUCCACCGUCCACGUCCACUCCUCAGUUACCAGCGUGCCACCACAGCUCCUGUCCUGCCUCGGCCCGCGACAUGCAGACAGCUACGCCCGUCACAUGUUCCAGCUGGGCUUCACCCUCAUAUGGAAAGACGUUCCCAAACUGCAGAUGAAGUUUAGCGUCCAGAACAUGUGUCCCAUCGAGGGGGAGGCCAACGUGGCGCGCUUCCUCUUCAAGCUGCUGGCGCCGUACCCUGCCGACCCGGCCGCCGCCACGCUGGUGGACAGCUGGCUGGACACGGCCUUCUUCCAGCUGGUGGAGGGCAGCACCAAGGAGCGGGCCGCCGUCCUGCGAGCGCUCAAUUCUGCCCUGGGCCGCACCCCCUGGCUGUCGGGACCGGAGUUCUCCCUGGCCGACAUCGCCUGCUACUGCUGCGUGCUGCGGACCGGCUCGGCCGCCUCGGCCCCCGCCAACGUCCAGCGCUGGAUCAAGUCCUGCGAGAACCUGGGUCACUUCGGCCCCGCCAAGCUGCUGCUGCAGUGACGGGCCGACCUGGGACGGAAGCAAAGUGAGAGAAGGGCAUUAGAAUAAGGAAAUGUCCCGGCCGUGUCUGGAAGACCUUCUGAUGCUUCCCUCCUGACUGUAGCGUACUGACAGAGACUCGGUAGAAGCAAUGUGGCCGACUGUUAGCGUGAUUUAAAAGUAUUUAUCGCCGCCAUGUUGCUUUUAUACAACAGAGAUUCUAACACUAUAUUUUGCAAAGAAGGAAGCAUGAGAGGACUGAACAGACGAGGGGCUGGUGACGGAUUAAUCCACACACACUGUACACCUUCCACCCACUUUGUGCCUAACAUGAUCCUGCUCUAAAUGUGUGUCGGCUAGUGGUGACGGUAUUACUGGAUGUUUUCACAGGUAAUACUUUGUACCAUUUGUUUAUCUGAAACCAUUAAAACUUCUACUUUGGAUCAAA
Messenger RNA from Stegastes partitus (bicolor damselfish), 1534 nucleotides. RefSeq names its product aminoacyl tRNA synthetase complex interacting multifunctional protein 2 (gene aimp2). NCBI's taxonomy places the organism in Eukaryota, Metazoa, Chordata, Actinopteri, Pomacentridae. Bases 136 to 1107 code for a protein of 323 amino acids. The record is from RefSeq and is a predicted model, not a curated record. Gene Ontology annotation, cellular component: aminoacyl-tRNA synthetase multienzyme complex. The transcript is spliced from 4 exons.